Amphibalanus amphitrite is the source of this 348-nucleotide messenger RNA. Its product is annotated as protein jagged-1-like. The record is from RefSeq and is a predicted model, not a curated record. The transcript is spliced from 2 exons. NCBI's taxonomy places the organism in Eukaryota, Metazoa, Arthropoda, Thecostraca, Balanomorpha, Balanidae. Gene Ontology annotation, biological process: Notch signaling pathway; multicellular organism development. The coding region runs from base 1 to 348 and encodes 115 amino acids. Gene Ontology annotation, cellular component: membrane.
AUGUGGGCCUCCGUGACCCUGCUGGCCAUCAUUAUUGGACAGGUGUCCGGCUCGGGCUUUUUCGAGCUACAAAUUCAGAAAGUGCAGAACCCGAGCGGCGAGCGGCGGGACGGUAGCUGGUGCGGGGACGCGCCGCGAGGUUCCGGCGACCGGUGUCCGCUGCAGUGCCGCACCUCGUUCCGACUCUGCUUGAAGGAGUACCAGAACCCGGUGCUCACCACCGGCCUCUGCAACUUUGGCAGCACGAGCGGCGCCGUCAUCGACGGCAACAGCUUCCGCAUGACGGAGAUGGCGGCCAACGCCACGCUCCGACUGCCCUUCACAUUGUCCUGGAUGCUUGAAGGCUGA